GACCCGACCGGCUCGGAGCUCAGCUGGAUGUUACAGGCGUGCAAAAUGGAAGGGUUUCCCCUCGUCCCUCCUCCAUCGGAAGACCUGGUUUCCUACGACACAGAUCUGUACCAACGCCAAACGCAUGAAUACUACCCCUAUCUCAGCAGCGAUGGAGAAAGUCACAGUGACCACUACUGGGACUUCCACCCCCACCAUGUGCACAGUGAGUUCGAGAGCUUCGCCGAGAACCACUUCACCGAGCUGCAGAGUGUGCAGCCACCACAGCUACAGCAGCUCUACCGCCACAUGGAGCUGGAGCAGAUGCACGUCCUCGACACCCCCGUGGUGCCACCCCAUGCUGGCCUCGGCCACCAGGUCUCCUACCUGCCCCGGAUGUGCCUCCCGUAUCCAUCCCUGUCCCCGGCCCAGCCCAGCUCGGAUGAAGAGGAGGGCGAGCGACACAGCCCCCCACUGGAGGUGUCUGACGGGGAGGCCGAUGGCCUGGAUCCCGGGCCUGGCCUCCUGCACGGGGAGACAGGCAGCAAGAAGAAGAUCCGCCUGUACCAGUUCCUGCUCGACCUGCUCCGCAGCGGCGACAUGAAGGACAGCAUCUGGUGGGUGGACAAGGACAAGGGCACCUUCCAGUUCUCGUCCAAGCACAAGGAGGCGCUGGCGCACCGCUGGGGCAUCCAGAAGGGCAACCGCAAGACCAUGACCUACCAGAAGAUGGCGCGCGCGCUGCGCAACUACGGCAAGACGGGCGAGGUGAAGAAGGUCAAGAAGAAGCUCACCUACCAGUUCAGCGGCGAGGUGCUGGGUCGCGGGGGCCUGGCCGAGCGGCGCCCCCCGCCGCACUGA
Cynocephalus volans (Philippine flying lemur) is the source of this 840-nucleotide messenger RNA. RefSeq names its product Spi-1 proto-oncogene (gene SPI1). The transcript has 5 exons. Gene Ontology annotation, cellular component: nucleus. The coding region runs from base 28 to 840 and encodes 270 amino acids. Gene Ontology annotation, molecular function: DNA-binding transcription factor activity, RNA polymerase II-specific; sequence-specific DNA binding. The record is from RefSeq and is a predicted model, not a curated record. Lineage: Eukaryota; Metazoa; Chordata; Mammalia; Dermoptera; Cynocephalidae. Gene Ontology annotation, biological process: regulation of transcription by RNA polymerase II; cell differentiation.